Messenger RNA from Anolis carolinensis (green anole), 2869 nucleotides. It is a transcript of the gene exoc3, whose product is annotated as exocyst complex component 3. The record is from RefSeq and is a predicted model, not a curated record. NCBI's taxonomy places the organism in Eukaryota, Metazoa, Chordata, Lepidosauria, Squamata, Anolidae. Gene Ontology annotation, biological process: exocytosis; exocyst localization. Gene Ontology annotation, cellular component: exocyst. The coding region runs from base 26 to 2419 and encodes 797 amino acids. The transcript is spliced from 13 exons. Gene Ontology annotation, molecular function: SNARE binding.
CUGGCCAAGCUGGCUGGACGAGCGCAUGCGCAGCAAGUCUCGGGUUCCGCGUUGUUGUGGUUCCACGCCGUCCGGCGCAGGCGCGUUGCGAAGCCGUCUGUCAGAGGCUUCCGGGGGCGGUCUGGCUACCUCAGUGUUACUUAAAUAUGUGCAUAUCUACACACUAAGACCCUAUUCUAAGAUGGAAGAGACGGGUAGAGAGGCAGUUGCAACAGCUGUACAGAGGGUGGCUGGGAUGCUUCAGCGACCAGAUCAACUGGAUAAAGUGGAACAAUAUCGUCGGAGAGAAGCACGUAAGAAGGCGUCAGUGGAAGCCAGACUGAAGGCAGCAAUCCAGUCACAGUUAGAUGGAGUUCGAACUGGCCUAAGCCAAUUACACAAUGCACUGAAUGAUGUAAAAGAUAUUCAGCGUUCUUUGGUUGAUGUCAAUCAAGACUGGCGGCAAAGUAUCAACACAAUUGAAAAUCUCAAGGAUGUCAAGGAUGCUGUAGUUCAACAUAGUCAACUGGCAGCUGCUGUAGAAAACUUAAAAAACAUCUUCUCAGUACCAGAGAUAGUUCAGGAAACCCAAGACCUGAUUGACCAGGGACAAUUGCUACAAGCUCAUCGGAAGCUGAUGGACUUAGAGUGCUCUCGAGAUGAUCUGAUGUAUGAACAAUACCGUAUGGACAGCAAGAACACACGUGAUAUGAAUCUAAUUGACAAUUAUUUUGGAGAUAUGCAGAAGCUUUCUGAGGAGCUAGCCAAGCAGCUCUGGAUGGUCAUUCAAAGAGCUCUGGUCACUGUGCGGCGCGAUCCAACCUUGCUGGUUUCUGUGGUCAGGAUAAUUGAGAGGGAAGAGAAAAUAGAUAGGCGCAUGCUUGAUAGGAAGAAGCAAACUGGGUUCAUUCCCCCUGGAAGACCUAAAAAGUGGAAGGAGAAAAUGUUUAGUGUGUUGGAUCGAACUGUUACAACUAGAAUUGAAGGCACUCAAGCAGACACCCGAGAAUCUGAAAAAAUGUGGCUUGUACGGCACCUGGAAAUAGUUCGCAAAUAUGUCCUUGAUGAUCUGCUGGUGGCGAAGAAUCUUCUGGAUCAGUGUUUCCCACCACAUUAUGAAAUUUUCAAAAAAUUACUCAGCAUGUACCAUCAGGCAUUGUCUGUACGGAUGCAGGAUCUGGCCUCUGAAGAUCUGGAAGCAAAUGAAAUUGUUAGUCUUUUGACAUGGGUUUUAAAUACUUAUAAAAGUGUAGAGAUGAUGGGAAAUCCAGAACUUGCACCAGAAGUGGAUGUGAAUACCCUGCAACCUCUAUUAUCCCAAGAAGUGGUGGAUGAACUUCUUAGCACAUACAUGUCAACUCUUACAUCCAACAUCAUUGGCUGGCUACGAAAAGCAUUGGAGACAGAUAAAAAAGAUUGGCUAAAAGAAAAUGAGCCAGAAGCAGAUCAAGAUGGAUACUAUCAAACUACUCUCCCUGCUAUUGUAUUUCAGAUGUUUGAACAGAAUCUUCAAGUUGCUACUCAGAUAAGUGAAGAUUUAAAAAUAAAAGUAUUGCAUUUGUGUCUUCAACAAAUGAGUUCCUUCCUCAGCAGGUACAAAGAAGAAGCACAUUCAUAUAAAGAAGAACAUCUUAGAAAUCGUCAAUAUCAUCCAUGCUAUGUUCAGUACAUGGUUGCCAUCAUCAACAAUUGUCAAACAUUUAAGGAAUCAAUCAUCAGUUUGAAAAGAAAAUACUUGACUCCUAUGAUGGAAGAAAUCAUGGCAAGCAGUCAUGCAUGCAUUGAUGCAGUUCUAGAUGAUGUUGCCAAAGAAGGAUGUACCAGCUUGCUUGAAGAAGUCUUCAUGGAUUUGGAGCCUCAUCUCAGUGAACUGAUGACAAGGAAAUGGCUUGCAGGAUCCAAUGCUGUGGAUACAAUCUGUGUAACAGUGGAGGAUUAUUUCAAUGAUUUUGCAAGAAUAAAGAAGCCUUAUAAAAAGAAAAUGACGAUUGAGUGCCACCGUAGGGUUGUUGUGGAGUAUAUCAAGGCUAUUAUGUCAAAACGCAUUACAUUCAAGAAUGCAGAAGAAAGAAGAGAAGGUGCUGAAAGGAUGAAUAGAGAAGCUGAACAAUUCAGGUUUCUGUUUAAGAAGCUUACUGCUGGGUCUGGGGAGGACACAGAAGGACUUUGUGACGUCAUUGAAGCUAUUGCAGAAGUAUUCAAGUUGACGGAUCCUUCACUACUUUAUCUAGAAGUCUCAACUUUAGUUAGCAAGCACCCAGAUAUCAGAGAUGACCAUAUUGUAGCUUUGUUGACAACACGAGGAGAUGCCAGCAGAGAGAUGAAGCAAACCAUCAUUGAAACUCUGGACAAAGGUUCAAGCCAGCCAAAUCCAAACUAUGUGCCAAUUUUUAAAGAAAUUACAGUUCCAACUCUAACUGUGCCAAAGCUUCUUAAAUAGUAUCAACAUAAUUAAAUGUGUAUUUUGUGUCUGUGUAGAAUUAACACCUUGUGGACAUUUGUAACUAUGCACUUAGACAUCAUGUGAAAAUUUCUUGUUGGGCUUUUGGUUUUUAUGUUUCAUUGCAUGAAGAGCUAGGAAUAGCCAGUUUGGUCAUUUGAGGAACAUGCAGUGUUCUGAUGACCACAGUGCUUUCACCUGGCAUCAUCACCCUUCUCCCAAUUAUUUAUCUUGGAUUUUGUAUAUGCACUCUGAUAUAUAAUUGUAUAGGUGUUAGAAAAUGUAAUGAUAAAUUCACCACUAGGUUGGGCAAAUGAAAGGUGACGUGGCAUUUCUGAGGCACGUCAGUGAUUGGGGUUCUCUCUCAUUUAACUGACUGUCAUCGGAUUUGAAAAGAGAUGCAUAAAGGAUUGCCAAAUAAAUAAAUAGUAACUGAUGUUUAGUCUUGAA